Castor canadensis (American beaver) is the source of this 942-nucleotide messenger RNA. Its product is annotated as olfactory receptor 8B3-like. Gene Ontology annotation, biological process: G protein-coupled receptor signaling pathway. Lineage: Eukaryota; Metazoa; Chordata; Mammalia; Rodentia; Castoridae. The record is from RefSeq and is a predicted model, not a curated record. Gene Ontology annotation, cellular component: membrane. Gene Ontology annotation, molecular function: olfactory receptor activity; G protein-coupled receptor activity.
AUGACAGAAAAUACUUCUGCAAAUGGAUCUUCUGUGACUGAAUUCAUUCUGAUGGGGUUAACAGGCCAACCUGACCUGCAAAUACCCCUGUUCUUCCUGUUUCUAGUAAUGUAUAUGGUAACUGCAUUGGGGAAUUUGGGACUGAUAAUUCUAGUUGUACUGAAUUCACACCUUCACACCCCCAUGUACUUUUUCCUAUUUAAUUUAUCCUUCAUAGACCUCUGUUAUUCUUCUGUGAUUACACCCAAAAUGCUCUUGAACUUUAUAUUAAGCAAGAAUGUUAUUUCUUACAUGGGAUGUAUGAUACAGCUCUACUUGUUUUGUUUUUUUGCCAUUUCUGACUGCUACGUGCUAACUUCAAUGGCCUAUGACCGCUAUGUGGCCAUCUGUAAUCCACUUAUGUAUAACACUGCCAUGUCUCCUAAAGUGUGUUCCUACCUUAUUCUUGGUUGCUACUUGAUGGCAUUUGCUUGUGCUAUGGCCCACACUGGAUGCAUCCUGAGACUGACCUUCUGCGAAGCAAACACUAUCAACCACUUUUUCUGUGAUCUCAUCCCUUUGCUUCAGCUCUCUUGCACCAGCACUUAUGUCAGUCAACUAGAGAUUUUCAUUGUAGGGGGCAAAGACAUUAUUGUGCCCAGUCUCACCAUCUUUAUUUCUUAUGGUUUCAUCCUCUACAGUAUCUUCAAAAUGAGGUCAACUGAGGGCAGGUCCAAAGCCUUUAGCACAUGCAGUUCCCACAUAAUUGCGAUUUCUCUGUUUUUUGGAUCAUGUGCAUUUAUGUAUCUGAAACCCUCCUCCAAAGGGUAUAUAGAUAAUGGAAAAAUCUCAUCUGUCUUUUAUACCAUUGUAGUUCCCAUGAUGAACCCCUUAAUCUACAGCUUGAGAAACAAAGAUGUUAAACUUGCCCUGAGUAAAAUCCUUAGCAGGAGAAAAGUUUGA